Molecule: messenger RNA, 207 nt
Organism: Parathielavia appendiculata
Lineage: Eukaryota; Fungi; Ascomycota; Sordariomycetes; Sordariales; Chaetomiaceae
Product: ribosomal protein L39e
Exons: 3
Coding region: 52-207 (51 amino acids)
Biological process (GO): translation
Cellular component (GO): cytosolic large ribosomal subunit; ribosome
Molecular function (GO): structural constituent of ribosome
Source: RefSeq, a predicted model, not a curated record
GGAACAUCACGACAUCGACACUGACUCGGAAUCCUCGACAACAACGUCAAAAUGCCGAGCCACAAGACUUUCCGUGUCAAGCAGAAGCUGGCCAAGGCCCAGAAGCAGAACCGACCCAUUCCCCAAUGGAUUCGGCUCCGCACCGGCAACACCAUUAGGUACAAUGCCAAGCGGAGGCACUGGCGCAAGACCCGCCUCGGCCUCUAA